Messenger RNA from Schistosoma haematobium, 808 nucleotides. It is a transcript of the gene TESK2, whose product is annotated as Dual specificity testis-specific protein kinase 2. The transcript has 3 exons. The record is from RefSeq and is a predicted model, not a curated record. Gene Ontology annotation, molecular function: ATP binding; protein serine/threonine kinase activity. NCBI's taxonomy places the organism in Eukaryota, Metazoa, Platyhelminthes, Trematoda, Strigeidida, Schistosomatidae. The coding region runs from base 50 to 808 and encodes 252 amino acids. Gene Ontology annotation, cellular component: nucleus; cytoplasm. Gene Ontology annotation, biological process: protein phosphorylation; actin cytoskeleton organization.
GUAUGUUCACUUGGUUUCUAAAAACUUUAAUAUCGGGUGACAUUAGUAAAUGCAAUUUUUGUUCGUACGAUUAUACGCUAGUGAAGGUAGUCUAGCAGGUCUUUUGGCCGCUGUAGCGUUUAACUUGUCUUGGUCUGUUCGGAUCAAUUUAGCUUUGGAUAUUGCCUGUAGCCUUCACCAUCUGCACAGUCACAGUCUAAUUCAUCGAGAUUUAACCUCUCAGAAUAUCCUUAUCCGAGUUCACGCUCGAUCGCACCCAGAUACAACAGACAAUUAUUCUGAUUCAACAUUUAACUUUGACUAUCAGACAGUUUGUAAUGGCACUCUCCAAGAUCGACUUACUCAAUCCAAGUUAUCUGGAUCCGAAAGCGAUGCAUUUGUUCAAGGAAGCAAGCAUACCAAUGGCUUAUCACAUAAAUCUUGUCAUUCUCAUAAUCUUUGUAGACGUCACAGCAGUCGUGUCAACCGACAGCAAUCUCACCAGUUUAGCAGAAUACCCUCAAAUGAUGAAACCAAUGAAUUUUUACCAGUCAGCUCUUAUUCAAACGAAGAAUAUCCCACAGAUAUAGAUAACUCUGAUUUGAAUUUAGCUCAUCUACUUUCAUUUGCAAACCAACAUACUGACGAAUUGUCGUGUUCAAGCAAAUCAAUUACCCCCUUCAGCUAUCUGCAGUCUAUUCCACUUAUUGAACCACAAUGGAAGCAAUUAAUUACUAAUGAUCUACUUGUACUAAAUUGUCUAACUCGAUCAGAAAUUUUAAUAUCAUCAAGCAGUUCACUGGAAUUUACUGCACUUGUGGCCGAUUAG